Molecule: messenger RNA, 1747 nt
Organism: Chrysemys picta bellii (western painted turtle)
Lineage: Eukaryota; Metazoa; Chordata; Testudines; Emydidae
Gene: PSMD7
Product: proteasome 26S subunit, non-ATPase 7
Biological process (GO): proteasome-mediated ubiquitin-dependent protein catabolic process
Cellular component (GO): proteasome regulatory particle; proteasome complex
Molecular function (GO): metallopeptidase activity; protein binding
Source: RefSeq, a predicted model, not a curated record
GUCGCCCUUUCCAAGAUGGUGUCGCGGAGGCUCCGCCCCCGAGCCGUGCAUGCUGGGAGCGGCGGCAGUGACUGCUGGCUGAGGCGCCGGGCCUGCUGCUGCUGUGUGGGGCCGGGGCCGGGGUCGCAGCGAGUCGGGGCCGAGAGGCGCGAUGCCGGAGCUGGCCGUGGACCGGGUGGUGGUUCACCCGCUGGUGCUGCUCAGCGUGGUGGAUCACUUCAACAGUCUUUUCCAUUUAGAAUAGGAAAAGUUGGGAAUCAGAAGCGAGUUGUUGGAGUGUUGCUGGGCUCUUGGCAGAAGAAAAUAUUAGACGUAUCCAACAGUUUUGCAGUCCCUUUCGAUGAGGAUGAUAAAGAUGACUCUGUGUGGUUUCUAGACCAUGAUUAUCUGGAGAACAUGUAUGGAAUGUUUAAAAAAGUCAAUGCUAGGGAAAGAAUUGUUGGAUGGUACCACACAGGCCCCAAACUACACAAGAAUGACAUUGCCAUCAAUGAACUAAUGAAAAGAUACUGUCCUAAUUCUGUAUUGGUAAUUAUUGAUGUAAAGCCAAAGGACCUGGGACUGCCAACGGAAGCCUAUAUUUCAGUUGAAGAAGUUCAUGAUGAUGGAACUCCAACCUCCAAGACUUUUGAACAUGUGACCAGUGAAAUUGGAGCUGAAGAAGCAGAGGAAGUUGGUGUUGAACACUUGCUACGAGAUAUUAAAGACACAACAGUGGGCACUCUGUCCCAGCGCAUCACAAACCAGGUCCAUGGUUUGAAGGGACUGAACUCCAAGCUUCUGGAUAUCAGGAGCUACCUAGAGAAAGUGGCCAUGGGCAAACUACCCAUCAAUCACCAGAUCAUUUACCAGCUUCAGGAUGUCUUCAACCUGCUGCCAGAUGUCAACCUGCAGGAGUUUGUCAAGGCCUUUUACCUGAAGACCAAUGACCAGAUGGUGGUGGUCUACUUGGCUUCUCUUAUCCGGUCUGUGGUUGCCCUGCACAACCUCAUCAACAACAAGAUUGCCAACAGAGAUGCAGAGAAGAAGGAAGGUCAGGAAAAGGAGGAAAGCAAAAAGGAGAGGAAAGAUGAGAAGGAGAAAGACAAAGAGAAGAGUGAUGGCAAGAAAGAGGAGAAAAAAGAGAAAAAAUGAAAAGUGUAGUUUUUUAUUUGUAAAUUAAAAUCUUGUAAACUAAAUCACUCUGCUGCUAGAAGGUUCUUUUCACUUGUUAAAGUGAUCAGAGUUCUCUGUUCUUGCCUGUCUUGGGAGGCACUUUCAGAUCAGCUGCCUCUGCUCUUACAUCAUACAGGCAGAUAGCUGGAUACAGGGGACGAGGGAAUUCAGUCCACACAAACUGGCAGUUCUAAUAAGGAACAGGCAGCCUUACUACUGGGAAGGAAAGCCCCUGUCAUUUCAGUCCUCAGCGCUGUGAAGGGAGGAAGGAACAAGCAAAGGUAAAGUGCAGCGUUUGUCAUCUGCUGCCAGUAAAAUCUUGUGUCCCAAGAUGCUUGUCUGUCUCCUUCCCUCAUGAUUUAGGUUUACAGGCUAUUUGGGGUUACUACCAUGUAGUAUGUAAAACUGCUAAACUGUAUGCAUGACCCUGCUGCUCCUUGCCAUCUUGCAUUCUGCUGUCACUCCUAAUCUGUGCUUGAAGGCCCUGCACAGAGGAUAAAUUUACCUGCCCAGCCUGUUGCCCAGGAGAUCUUGAGGUUGGGCUCCUAUACUGUUUUACUUCCAAGAGAAGAUUAAAUGGUUUGGUUUGUAA